Parathielavia appendiculata is the source of this 1745-nucleotide messenger RNA. RefSeq lists its product as uncharacterized. The transcript has 3 exons. Lineage: Eukaryota; Fungi; Ascomycota; Sordariomycetes; Sordariales; Chaetomiaceae. Bases 110 to 1693 code for a protein of 527 amino acids. The record is from RefSeq and is a predicted model, not a curated record. Gene Ontology annotation, molecular function: chromatin DNA binding. Gene Ontology annotation, cellular component: nucleus; RSC-type complex.
CCCGCCUGUCAUCGGUUGACUGCGACUGUGAAUCGCGCCAGCCCACAGAGCGCCCUUGGCCAGCUGCAAAAGUGUCGUCACACCACGCUCGCUCAACCAAGCCCGCAAAAUGCCUGCUCGACGAACUAGCCGCGCAGCUGCAAAGCGCGCCCAGCAAGCGCUCGAGAGUACGCCCAAGACGUUUGACGGAAUCGACGAUGACGAUGAGCCCAUGCCCGAUGCCACCGAACCACAAGGAGACACGGCGCCCGAGCGGGAAGGAGGAGAGGAGGCAGAGAAGGACGACGGUUCUGCCGCCGAGGAAGAAGCCCGGGAGGAGGAUGAGGAAUCCGCCAAGUCUCCAACUCCGCCGCCCGAGCCUGUCAUCCGUCGCCGACGGCUAGGACGACCUCCCAAGAACCGUCCGCCGGAUUGGGACACCUUGCCGAUCGAGCCUCCUAACCCGGAUGCUACUCCGCGUCGCCGAGGUCGGGGAGGAUGGCGUGGCCGGGGCGGCCGCAAGGGCCAACACUAUCAGCCUACGCAGCAGUCGAUUGACAAGGAUGGCACCGUCUUGGAUAUUGUCAAUGACGAGGUCGAUCUGCCCGAGGAUCCCGAGGGCGAGAAGAAGGUCGACAAGCUGGGCAACCUCCUUGGGGGCCGCGAGUACCGGUGCCGCACCUUCACGGUCAUCGGCCGCGGCGACCGCCUCUACAUGCUUUCCACCGAGCCCGCCCGGUGCGUUGGCUUUCGGGACUCAUACCUCUUCUUCACAAAGCACAAAAAGCUGUACAAGAUCAUAGUCAACGACGAAGAGAAGCGCGACAUGAUCGAGCGCGAAAUAAUUCCGCACAGCUACAAAGGCCGUUCGAUAGGUAUCGUGACGGCCAGGUCAGUGUUCCGUGAGUUUGGCGCACAAAUCAUUGUCGGCGGGCGCCGGAUCAUCGACGACUACGAGGUCGCCAAGGCGCGCGAGGAGGGUGUGGUGGAAGGCGAGCUAGCUGACCCAACGGACGUCUACGACCCGGACAAGCCGUAUAACAAGAACCAGUACGUUGCGUGGCACGGCGCUAGCGCCGUCUACCAUUCAGGAGGCCAAUCUGUCCCCCAGCAGAACGUCAAGGCCGACACCAAGAAGCGGCGUGUGGCCGUCAACGAUGUAAACUGGCAGCUGGAGCACGCCCGCGAGGCAAGCCAGUUCAACAGCAUGCUGUCCGCGGUCCGCCGCGCCAACCUGAACGGCGUCUACGACAUCCACACCAACCAGAUGCACUACCCGCGCAUCAUGCAGCCGACACACGCGCGUAUCGAGCAGAUUGUGGACGUCGACGAACCCGACCAGUCCACCACCACACCAACGACCUUCCCCCCGAUCAAGCCGUCCAUCUCGCGCAACUUCCUCAUCAUGGACACGCACCUGGAGGCGCCGCCGGCGGGCGUGUCGGCGGCGGCGUACGAUGUGCCGUUCCGCACGUCGCAGGCGGACCACGAGGCGUCGGAGGCCGCCGAUUUCUUGUCGCCCUUUCGCGGCCUGCGGGCCGUGCCCGACGACGUGCGCGACCUGCUGCCGGAGGAGUGCCGGCGCGCGUUUGAUGACGCGCGGCAGAAGGAGGACAGCUGGUUCGCCAGGUGGGGCGACGAGGCCCGGGCGACUUCGAGACGUGAGCCAGUCGUGGAUAAGGCGAUCGUGCCUUAUUCGAUGAUGAUUGCUUGAAGAUGAAGAUGAAAAGAAAGUGGAACGGGGAUGGUUUUAUUUUGUUGACUUG